UUCUUUUCAACUACAUUCAAUAGGUAUAGUGCUAUUUCCAACCAACAACUUUGUACCACCUAAAUAUGUAGACUCAUACAUCACUACUAGCGCUUCAUUUCUUCCCUUUAUUUCAUUCAACAUAGACAUACUGCUGUUUUGUCUAUAAUGGCGGUCCAGAUCCUUUCAGACUUACAUCUAGAGACCCCAAAAGCUUACGAUAUCUUCAGUAUUGCGCCUAAAGCACCUUACCUAGCACUGCUUGGCGAUAUUGGCAAUGUCGCGUUACACAAGGACGAAUGCCUUGCUUUUUUAAGCCGACAGCUGAAGAAUUUUCGCGCUGUGCUCUUCGUCCCAGGCAACCACGAAGCUUAUCAUUCAAACUGGCCGGAAACCCUCGAUGUUCUUCGUGCUUUCGAAAGGGAUGUUCGUAACGAUAACUCGAUCGGAGACUUUGUCCUUCUUGAUCGCGUCUGCUAUCAAAUACCAGACACCAACGUCGUCAUUUUAGGAUGCAGCCUGUUCUCGUAUAUUCCAGCUGAAAGUCGUAUGGCCGUUAGUUUUGGGCUUAAUGAUUUUUACACUAUCGAAGACUGGGAUGUCGACUUGCACAACGAAGCGCAUGAGCGAGACCUUGCCUGGCUUGACACGCAGGUCGCUGAACUCGAGCAGUCCGACGUGCGUAUUAUGAUAUUUACACACUGGAGCCCAUCGAAGGACGAUCGUACGGUUGAUCCAAAGCAUGCUACUAGUUCGAUCACGAGCGCCUUCUCGACCGACUUGUCCGAAAAGAAAUGCUGGACGAGUAGCAAAGUCGUAUUGUGGGCAUCCGGGCAUACGCAUUAUAACUGCGACUUUACCGUUGAGCGGAACGACGGUGCCGGCCCAUUGAGGCUGCUUGCGAACCAGAGGGGAUAUUUCUUUGCUCAAGCCGACGGAUUUGAUGAAGAGAAGGUAAUCGAAAUAUAGCGAAUUUGUCAAGAGUUGGCCUCGAGAUUAAACGAUUGGCACCUGAAAACUUUGGUCGGAUGAGAGGAGACGGAUCGGAGAUGAAAGUAGAUGGUGGCCGAUUUAAGAGGCGACUGCAACCUUGGAUGUCUGCAGUGAGCACUGUAAAAAGAAACGAUCACAAGAAUAAAAAAAGGUUACAUAGAAAUAGCAGUGUAAUGUUGUAAGAGGCUAUAGAGAAAUACGAGCUUCUGUGUAAAGGUCCGGAGAAUAUCAAUGGAAUUUUCAGGUCGGCUUGAGAGAAGCUGACGUUGGCGGGUGAGGUGCUACAUUCUGCGCCCAUAGAAAAAGUUCGAUAGGAUAGGGGAGGAAACAGGAGUGCCAUGAAUAUCAUUAGUCAAAAAGUCUCAGGUAACCAAGGCGAUUCUACCUGCGGCCGCCGUGUACAAACAGGUUUCUUGGCUGUUUUCUUGUUUACGAAUAUUGGAAGAAGCCAACAUCGUGACCAAUUUCUGCAGACCCUACGAAUCCUUAAUUGGUCGGACCGAAUGAUACGUCGAGAGGAAGAAGGAAUGGAAUUCAUAACGUUGUUGCAAAGAUGUCUCAGAUGUUACGAAUUCUAGAUCGCUGUAACAUUGAGAGGAUCUACAGAAGUUGAUCUAUUGGUGGUUAUGAGGUGGAUAUACGAUGUGCGGCUCUGAGGAGUUCCUCAUAAG
Messenger RNA from Annulohypoxylon maeteangense, 1643 nucleotides. Its product is annotated as Metallo-dependent phosphatase-like protein. The record is from RefSeq and is a predicted model, not a curated record. Lineage: Eukaryota; Fungi; Ascomycota; Sordariomycetes; Xylariales; Hypoxylaceae. Gene Ontology annotation, molecular function: hydrolase activity. The coding region runs from base 148 to 948 and encodes 266 amino acids. The transcript has a single exon.